Messenger RNA from Agrilus planipennis (emerald ash borer), 1446 nucleotides. RefSeq names its product tyrosine--tRNA ligase, mitochondrial (gene TyrRS-m). The record is from RefSeq and is a predicted model, not a curated record. The transcript is spliced from 5 exons. Gene Ontology annotation, biological process: tyrosyl-tRNA aminoacylation. Gene Ontology annotation, cellular component: mitochondrion; cytosol. NCBI's taxonomy places the organism in Eukaryota, Metazoa, Arthropoda, Insecta, Coleoptera, Buprestidae. Gene Ontology annotation, molecular function: tyrosine-tRNA ligase activity; ATP binding. Bases 126 to 1352 code for a protein of 408 amino acids.
CUAACCUAACAAACGUAUAGGUUAUCUAAAAAAGAAAAAAAGCUGUGAAUAUACUUUUUAUAACUGUAAAAUAGUUAUAUUAAUAGUGAAAAAGUUAACUAAAUAGAAAAGUGUCUAAAUGAAACAUGAAUUUGAACUAUGUGUUAAGAAAUCUUUGCAAAAAUACAACAAACUUGAGGUAUCAUUCUACAAGGAAUAUAAUGCGUCUUCACGAAAGAGGAAUGUUUCAAGAUUUAUUCCCAGAUAAUUCUGUAAAUGAAAUUAUUGACUUACUAAACGUAGCCCCCCAGUGUGUUUAUGCAGGUUUUGACCCAACAGCUGAUAGUCUUCAUGUUGGGAACCUUUUAGUGCUCAUUAAUUUAUUACAUUGGCAUAGAGGGGGGCACACCACCAUAGCACUGGUUGGUGGUGCAACUGCAAGAAUUGGUGACCCCAGUGGUAGAUCAACAGAACGAGAUGAGUUAUCACCUAUUGACAUUACUAAUAAUAUAGAAGGAAUUAAAUCAGAUAUUAUACGGAUAUUUGAAAAUCACAAUAAAUAUUUUUCUGAUAAUACAGAAAAUAAAAUUCCACUUAUUAUAAACAAUGAAAGUUGGUACAAUAAAUUACCAGUGGUUCAAUUUAUUGGUGGUGUCGGGAGGCACUUGAGGAUGGGCACAAUGUUAUCAAGGAGUAGUGUAAAAACACGCUUAAAUUCUCCAGCUGGAAUGAGCCUUACAGAAUUUAGCUAUCAGGCAUUUCAAGCAUAUGAUUGGCUGCAUUUGUUUAAAACACAUAACUGUAGGUUUCAGAUUGGAGGCAGUGACCAAAUGGGUAACAUGAUGUCUGGCUUUGAUUUAAUUAGUAAAAUCUAUCAAAAAAGAGUGUAUGGUCUGACACUACCUUUAAUCACAUCAGAAAUGGGAGAUAAGUUCGGUAAAAGUGCAGGGAAUGCAGUUUGGCUCUCCCCCAAUAAAACAUCACCGUUUACGUUUUAUCAGUUCUGGGUUCGAAUGUCUGAUGCAGACGCUGAAAAAAUGUUGAAACUUUUCACAUUUGAUUCGCUGAACUCAAUUAAAGAUCUCGUACAGAGGCACAAGCAAAAGCCAGAAGAAAGAUUAGCACAGAAGAAGCUCGCUGAAUAUUUAACAACCCUGGUACAUGGAGCAGAAGGCCUACAAAAGGCUCAUUUGGCCACACAAGCGCUGUAUAAAGGAAGUACAAAUGCUAUUAAUAGCUUGAGUGUCGAUGAAAUUAAGAGCCUGUUUGAGGGGGCCACUGUCGUAGAAAUAAUGCCUGAACCAGGACAGGACGUUCUUAAUGUUGCUAUGGAAGCAGGAUGCUUUCCUACCAAAAGUAAGCGUUUAAAAUAAGCUUAACAAAUAUUAAUUUUUCAAGAUGGAGGUAUUUUUAUUAAGAAAAAGUUACAAAAUCAUUAUAUAAAAAUGAUAAGGGCUCCUUAUUUAU